UGUGAGAAAUCUCAUCAUACUGAUUCCCUCCGCCUGUUGGUGAUGAUUUACUGUGUCUGCACUUGGCCUCCAAGCCUUUUCCAUUUGUUUUUUAGAAAAAGCUUUCACCUGCUGAAGAAAAAUUCCAAGUUGCUGCGAGAGCUGAAAAAUCUGGAUUCCCGCCAGUGCCGUGAGACUCACAAGAUCGCCGUGUUCUACAUUGCCGAGGGGCAGGAGGACAAGUGCUCCAUCCUGGCCAACGCCAGGGGCAGCCAGGCCUACGAGGAUUUCGUGGCUGGCCUGGGCUGGGAGGUGGACCUGUCCACGCACGGCGGCUUCAUGGGCGGGCUGCAGCGCAACGGCAGCACGGGGCUCACGGCGCCCUACUACGCCACCUCCAGCGUGGAGAUCAUCUUCCACGUGUCCACCAGGAUGCCCUCCGACUCGGACGACUCCCUGACCAAGAAGCUCCGGCACUUGGGCAACGACGAGGUGCACGUGGUGUGGUCGGAGCACAGCCGCAACUACCGCCGGGGCAUCAUCCCCACCGACUUCGGGGACGUGCUCAUCGUCAUCUACCCCAUGAGGAACCGCAUGUUCUUCAUCGAGAUCCUCAAGAAACCCGAGGUGCCGUUUUUCGGUCCCCUCUUCGACGGCGCCAUCGUGACGGCGAAGCUGCUGCCCAGCCUGGUGUGCGCCACGUGCAUCAACGCCAGCAGAGCCGUCAAGUCCCUCAUCCCUCUCUACCAGAGCUUCUACGAGGAGAGAGCUCUGUACCUCGAGGCCAUCAUCCAGAACCACAAAGAAGUGAUGACGUUCGAGGAUUUUGCUGCUCAGGUCUUCUCUCCCUCUCCCAGCUACUCCCUCGGUGGAACUGGUGAGUGUCUGCACGUUAUUCUUCUCGGUAGCCCCAAGAAGCACUUGAGCAGCAGAUGUACACCUGUUUUUUGUAGAUAAAUGCUUGCAAAUUUAAGAAGACUAUUCUUCCCCUGAAUCGACUAAUGAAUAUCAAAAGGAACGAUGACAUUCAUUUUAAUUUGUUUUGCAUCAGGGCUAUUCACACUGCUCCUUUCUUCAGCUAUCCUGUUAACCCCCAACUCGGGCGAGGUUAAUGAACUUUCUCGCAGCGAUGGGGCCGGGGCUCAUUCAGGACUCGGGGUUCUUGCUGAGCCGGGAAUACGCUGUUCAAAAGCGAGGCCUGAAUCGGGGCUCACUUAUCAGGAAUAGUUCCUCGCAGGGGAAGCUGCUGCUAAUGCUAAAUGGGGAUUAUUGUGCUGA
This is a messenger RNA of Sturnus vulgaris (Common starling), 1257 nucleotides long. Lineage: Eukaryota; Metazoa; Chordata; Aves; Passeriformes; Sturnidae. The record is from RefSeq and is a predicted model, not a curated record.